Molecule: messenger RNA, 2160 nt
Organism: Dermacentor andersoni
Lineage: Eukaryota; Metazoa; Arthropoda; Arachnida; Ixodida; Ixodidae
Product: endothelin-converting enzyme 1-like
Biological process (GO): protein processing
Cellular component (GO): plasma membrane
Molecular function (GO): metalloendopeptidase activity
Source: RefSeq, a predicted model, not a curated record
AUGCGAGCAGGCUUUGGCGAAAUUGCUGGAAACCCGGAUGUAGAAAGUGGAAGUAGUGACACCACUAAUGAAGUGACACACAAGCCAAGAACCGAGCUGCCGUCAGCGUCGGAGCCUGGCGCAGCGAAGUCCUACCGUUGCGCGCUCGUGUUGGUCACCUUAGGAGUUGUCGCCCUCUUCAGCUUCGUCAUCUUGCUUGCCAGCUCGCACCGACGCACCGAUGUCCGCGCGCAGCUCUGCAACACGGAAGACUGCCGCGCGCACGCCAAGCUGCUCACUGAGCAUCUCGACUGGACGCUGGAUCCCUGCGAGGAUUUUCAAGCGUUCGUUUGCUCGGCGGCGCCCCAUUCCUCGGAACGAAGCGACCUCUUAAAGACGGUGUUUGACGGACUCCGGCUCUCCUGGUUCCAAGGGCUUCGCGGCAUGCUUCACGGCGGGUCGCGCAAACUUCCCAUCGGAAAGAAGGCGCUCACCAUGUACGAGAUGUGCCUGGAUCAGUACCCGUCAGACAAGCCCGAUCUGCCGUUUUUUCUCAGCUUUAUUAGGUUCUUGGGGAUGAAUUGGCCCGAAUCGCCACGCUACUUCGAACCGCCGCUCGAAUUCGUAAUCAAGCUCGCCUAUUUGUGGCAUUCCCCAUUUUGGGUGUCGGUGAGAGUGUUUGAGACACCGGACCAUUCUUUGUCGACUGCAAGGCAGCGGAUCCAGAUUCGGCCGAGCGCACUCGUUCCGACGUUGCUCCACCACCAUGUGAUCGUUGAAUCCGUGUACACUACGUACUGGAAGCAGUUUCUUGUUCACAUGUAUCCGGACGAAAGAACGAGACCCGCCAUGAACAACGCCGCUGUUUACGAGGUUCGCAACAUGGAGAAGUACAUACUCGAAACCUUUAAGUCGUUGGACAAUGCCGCAGUGCCGCGGCAGGCGGUGUUCUCAUUUGGCAACAUUCCGGCCCACGUUCCCAACGCCUCGGCUCCUGAAUGGCUUCGAAGCUUCCAGGUAUCCCUCCUUCUGAGACGAGAGCUCACCUUCGACGACGAAAUCGUCGUCAGUGAUGUCCGCCUCCUCCAGAGAGUCAGCGAGCUACUCAACAAGUACGACGUGGCGCAGCUGAACAUGCACCUGACGUGGCUAAUCGUGCAGUACCACUCUGCUGCGGCCGGUUACCCCAUGCUCAUCGAUUAUUACGGGAGCCAGGGCAAAGCCGCGUUGCGUUUGCCCGUGUACUGCGGCCACCAGUUAGAGGCAUCUUUCAAGGUUCUUGUUGCUGCGCUCGACUUCGUCUUCCGAUUCACGGCGAGGGACAUCAAGACCGUCAACAACGGCUUCAAUGACGUGGUUUCGGCGGCCGUCAAAAAGGUCAACGCUUCGGACUGGAUGGACGAUGAGAGCAAGGCGCGAUUAAGCGAGAAGAUCUUGGCUGUGAAGAAGUCAUUGUGGCCGCCCAAGGCUAUCGUGAACGCCGACUUGCUGCAGAAGCUGUAUGGUGAGUUCCCCGAAGAUACUAGAAGUUUUGCGGCCCUAUGGAUGGGCACGAGAGUGGCUGCGAGCCAGGUUACCAUGACGGGCCCAUACCUGAAAACGAUGAGGCUGCCUUGGAAUAGCCUUCCUGGCUACGCUUUCUACGAUUACGUCUCGAACGUUGUAGAGCUUGCCACCGCCACCAUCGCAGCACCCCUGUAUUAUCCGAACGGUACGAAGGCUAUGCUGUACGGUGGUCUGCUGUUCCUCGUGGCGACUCACUUGGUUCGUGCAUUCGACAGCGAAGGCCUGAGGUGGACACCCAACGGAACCGAAGUCCACAGCAUCCUGUCCAAUGCGACGCUGUCCGAAUACCGCGACAGGGAGCGAUGCCUGUACGGCGAUAGAGAGCAGAGUAUCUUCCCCGAAGCGCCCGCUGUUGCGAUCGCCUACGAAGCCAUGAAGCUGUCCCACGUUCGAGACGGCAGCGAACCCCUGGCGCUGCGCGAUGACCUCUCGGAAGACAAGGUCUUCUUUAUGACGCUGUGUUAUAUUUCGUGCGACAUCUCUGGUGACCACCGCUCCCCUGAUUUCGACUGUAACAAGGUGGCGAGGAAUUCCAGAGCUUUUGCAGAAGCUUUUCACUGCGCCGCAGGAUCCAAGAUGAAUGCCAAAAAGAAAUGCGAAUUCUUCUUUGGAUAA